AUGUCACGAGGUGGUCGAGGUGGCUUUGGCCGUGGAGGUGGUAGAGCCGGUGGUGGCGGCUCGAACAUGCCACCCAUGGGUCUCAGCUUUCAAGAGAUUAGCCUGGUUGACAAGACUCCCUCCAAGCUAUACCCAGAGCCGCCCACGGUUCCAAGAAUGGAGAGACCGGACGACAAGGAGAUCCGCUACGCCUCGUAUCAGCUCAUGUAUCUGCAAGAACAAAAGACAUCCGCCUACUGGCCUACACUGGAGCAAAGGAAGCAGAGCGAUCUGACGCGCUUCUCCGAUCGCUAUCGUCCGGAAGCGCAAGACCUACCCUCGCUCAAAACCAUCAACCUUCAAAAAGAGGUCUUUCCAAAGGGUCUCUGGGAUGCAUUCAUGGAAGGCGAGACAAAGCGAGAAGAGCUCAAAGCCAAGAAAAAGGCCCGACGCAAGAUCAACUGGGACUCGAUCGACCUCGAAGAUCGUGUCGGGGCGGACGACGAUCUCGGCGACGCAUCCUCCGAGCCCGAAGAUCUGGGCGACUACGAAGAUGAGGUGGACGACGACUAUGCCGAAAACUACUUUGACAAUGGCGAGGACGACGAUGUGGGCGAUGACGAUGGUGGCGAGCCGGCCUACGACUGA
Molecule: messenger RNA, 627 nt
Organism: Sporisorium graminicola
Lineage: Eukaryota; Fungi; Basidiomycota; Ustilaginomycetes; Ustilaginales; Ustilaginaceae
Exons: 3
Coding region: 1-627 (208 amino acids)
Biological process (GO): transcription by RNA polymerase III
Cellular component (GO): RNA polymerase III complex
Source: RefSeq, a predicted model, not a curated record